Rattus rattus (black rat) is the source of this 424-nucleotide messenger RNA. Its product is annotated as 50S ribosomal protein L3-like. The record is from RefSeq and is a predicted model, not a curated record. Gene Ontology annotation, cellular component: cytosolic large ribosomal subunit; ribosome. The transcript has a single exon. The annotation marks the transcript as partial. NCBI's taxonomy places the organism in Eukaryota, Metazoa, Chordata, Mammalia, Rodentia, Muridae. Gene Ontology annotation, biological process: translation. Gene Ontology annotation, molecular function: structural constituent of ribosome.
AUGACCCAGUUAUUUGGGUUGGAUGGAGAAUUGGUACCUGUUACUGCCAUAGAGGUAAUCCCCAACCUUGUGGUAGCUAAGAGAAGUAUGGAGAAAAAUGGAUAUGAGGCGGUGAUUGUGGGCUAUGGGGAAAUAAAAAAGAAGAGAAUUAAUAAACCUAACUUGGGACAAUAUAAGAACGUUGGUGAAGGAAUAGAACCCAAACGUCAUCUAUAUGAACUUAGAGGAUUAGAUGUAAGUAAGUAUGAAGUUGGAGAACUCGUGAAAAUGGAUGAACUGCUUAGUGUUGGAGACUGCAUAGAUGUUCAGGGAACAACUAGAGGUCAUGGAUUUACUGGAGCAAUAAAACUGUGGAACUAUAGAUGUGGGCCUAAAUCACACGGUGCAGGUUAUCCACAUAGAUUUGGGGGAUCACUGGAAACAG